AAAUUUGACAAGGAUGUAACACUACCAAAUUGGUGAGAAAUUAUUGUUCUCGUCCACAGAGCAUGCGCAAAAGAAUGUUCAGUCCGUAUCUGGAGUAAGACAUUAGAUAGUAUUGGAUGGUGACAAGCUGUGGACAGACUGAACUUGUAUCAGAAAUGAUAACGCGCGCACUAUUAGCCUGUUUUGUACUUCAAGCAGCCAAUUUAUCGGGAUCAGAGCAAAUUGGUGCUAAAAUAAUCACUGCAGAAAUCUGCCCUAUUGUCCUAUCUCGUGGAUUCUGGGGAGCCAAUCCCCCUAAACAACAGCACAAAUUGGAUCUUCCCGUUCCUGAAGUCAUAAUUCACCAUACAUAUAUUCCAAAAGCGGCCAACACUACACAGGAAUGUAUUGCAGAUAUGAAAAGUAUCCAACACUAUCAUCAGGUUACUAAAGGAUGGGACGAUAUCGGUUACAAUUUUGUGAUAUGUGGCGAUGCCAAUAUAUAUGAAGGGAGAGGCUGGUAUAAUAUUGGAGCACAUGCAACCAAACACAAUUCACGCAGUAUUGGUAUAGCCUUCAUCGGGGAUUAUACAGAAGUAUUACCAUCAACCGAGAUGUUGGACCUAGCAAAACAGUUGGUAGUCUGUGGAAUUGAGAAAAAUUUUAUAGAUAAGGAUUACGUACUCUAUGGGCAUAGAGAUGUUGGCCAGACUGAGUGUCCCGGAAACAGCCUUUAUGGAGAAAUUUGUACCUGGCCUCAUCAUUACAUAAAACAAUUAUCCAACUGAUCAUCCGACGAAAGCCGUGAAGAGUAUUAGAAUAGUUUAUAAAAUUCCAUUACAUUAAAACUUUAAAAAAAUCAUUGACUAUUUGUGCAACAAGAUAGUAGAAACAUUAUUACCAAAAACAAGGUAGAAUAAUGUGACCGUAUAUGCUGAGUUUCGAAUGCUUGCUCCAGCUCUGAGCAAAAUAUGUUUACAUCAUUCAACUAAUAGUAAAUAUGACCAAUGCUUGUAACUGUUAUGGGUAAAAUAUAAAAAUAAUAUAUCAUAUAGGCUAGAGUUCACUGAAUUUAAAUGUCAGUUAAUUCUUAGCAUAAAAUAAAGCAUGACCAGAAGAAGCAUGCUCAACAGGUGGAGAUGGGUAGAUAAAUAGCUGCUUUUAUUAGAAAAUUACUGUAGGCCAAGGUUCACUGCAUUAAAAUGCAGCAAUUUCCGUUUAUUUUUAUCAAAACGAUUCUACCCAUUGAAAAAAACUAAUAUCAAAUUUAUUAUGACGAUGUGGAACUUUAUGAAAAUCAACGACAAUCUGAUGAUAUUCUAAACCAGUGGUCGCCAAACAGUCGAUCGCGAGCUAUCGGUAGCUCGUGGGGUGGUUUUUGGUAGCUCACAGAAAUGCUUGUGUUGUCAAUCAUGCAUUGAGAAACAUGGCUACAAAAUUUUGCAUUUCUCACAGAUAUAACUGAGAAGUUGAAUGAUUUAAAUUUGCAGUUUCAAGGAAAGAUAAGGACAUCGGUGGAAUGAUUUGAACUGUAAAAUCGUUUUCCAAGGAGCUUGAGAUGUGGGAAAAGAAUGUCGUCCAGUUUGAAUAUAAACACUUUUCCAGUCUGAAGAAAAUCAAUGACGAGAAAAAUCCUUCACAGCACCUCAGCAAUAACCAAGAAUACGUUACAAUUCAGACUUCAGACAACAGUUUGAUCAACGAUUUCAAGAUUUUAAAAGCAUAUCGAAUAUGGUACAAUUCGUCAACUCUCCUUUUGUAGAGAUCGAUGCAGAAGAUUUUGCAGCUUGUGUUGUAAAACAUUUUGGUGGAGAUCAGGCUUCAGUUGAAAUGGAAUUUGUGGAUUUUUAAAAUGAUCUUGUCUCUCAGAUCACUUUCUACAACUGGAAAUAUUUGGCACCAAGUCCCCAAAGAAAAAUAUCCAAUUAUUAUUCAAGUUGCAUUGAGGUUGAAAGCUAUGCUCAGCUCUACCUACUUGUGUAAAUAAUCUUUUUCAAGUAUGAAAUUCAUAAAAAAUCGAUAUGGGGACAUGUUUUGGACAACUGCAUCAGAAUGGCGGCUACAACGUCAAGAAAAUACUUGAUCGCCAAAAAGAGUUCCACUGCUCUCAUUGAAAUGUACAUUUCAACUUUUGUUAUACUUUUUGCUAUGAGAUGAGUAGAUUUCAACACUAGAAGUGUAUCUUUAUAGGCGAUAAAAGAUACUUUCUUUAUUCUAAUAUUCGUUUAUAGCUCACUAGAAGAUUUAUAAAUGCUAUUCUAGCUCACAGGCUCAUAAGUUUGGCGACCACUGUUCUAAACUAUAUAAGCUAGAAGCUUGGCUGCAUGUCAUCUGACAAAGCAACACUAUGUACAUUUUCAACGCUCUUGUUGUCGACUCCCAGUAGGCUACUUUUUCCGUAAUACUAUACACUUAUUCACAAUAAAUUGAUAUUAAUAUUAAAAUAUUAACCGUACCUGAUACAUAAUAGUACAAUCGAAAAGGGAAGCCAGACACCCGGGAUCCAGCCAUGCAGAGUACCAGACUGUUAAGUACCUGCUCUAAUGAUGAGGAGAUGAAGCGUGCCUACUGACUUGAAAAUAAUUCCAAAUUCUAAAGGAAUUAUAACAGGCUAUUUAAAAUGCAAAAUGAGCUGUUAUCAGAAAAUUGACUGCUCGACAGUUGGAAGUUCACUGUAUUAAAAGGCAGCUAUGUCAGUUAAUUCUUUGUAUAUAAAAGGCAGCUAUGUCAGUUAAUUACUUGUAUAUAAAAGGGAAGCCUGACACCCGGGAUCCAGCGUGCCUACUGACUUAAGAAUAAUACCGAAUUCUAAAGGAAUUAUAACAGGCUAUUUAAAAUGCAAAAUGAGCUGUUAUCAGAAAAUUGACUGCUCGACAGUUGGAAGUUCACUGUAUUAAAAGGCAGCUAUGUCAGUUAAUUCUUUGUAUAUAAAUGUAUAUAGUUUUAGUUUUGUAUAGUUAUUGUAUAUAGUUAUUCUUUAGCAUAAAAUAAAUCAUCUACAGGUGCGAUAUAGGUAGAUGAAUAGCUGUUUUUAUGAAUAGAAUUUUUUAGCCCACUACUGUGGGCUAUAGGCACAUCUUCCAAGCUGAGUUCGGAUCCUGUUAAGAGCAGACCAUAGUUGUUUAUUUAUGGUAUAAAUAAAGCAAUUUUUGUGCAGCAUUAACUUGUUGAUAUAAUAUCAUCAGAGAGUAAUAUAAUAGUCUAUCAAUGUAGACUCCCCCCACCCCCCAAGAAACCAUUCCGGAGCUGCAGCUGGGUGCUGUGAAGUUUUGCAAAUUGAUCUUUAGUAAAACUAAGGUAUGGAAUUGAAAAAGAAUUGAUCUGAUGAUAUUCUGGACUUUACAAUCUAGAAGCUUGGCCUCAUGCCCACUGAAUAUUUUAAUAAUUCCGAAUAUUAUUACUUUUAAAUAGUUACUAAAUUACUAUAAAUAUACAUUUUUAAUAAUUCCAAAUUCUAAAGGAAUUACAGCAGGCUAUUUAAAAUGCAAAAUGAGCCGUUAUCAGGAGAUUGACUGCUCCACAGGUGG
Nilaparvata lugens (brown planthopper) is the source of this 3506-nucleotide messenger RNA. Its product is annotated as peptidoglycan-recognition protein LB. The transcript is spliced from 4 exons. The record is from RefSeq and is a predicted model, not a curated record. Bases 117 to 767 code for a protein of 216 amino acids. NCBI's taxonomy places the organism in Eukaryota, Metazoa, Arthropoda, Insecta, Hemiptera, Delphacidae. Gene Ontology annotation, molecular function: N-acetylmuramoyl-L-alanine amidase activity; zinc ion binding. Gene Ontology annotation, biological process: peptidoglycan catabolic process.